AUGAAUGUGCUCGCUUGGGGAGGCUUCCGGCUCUUCCACAUGAUGAGGCGGUUCUACAUCCACGCCUUUGCCCCCUACCCUCCUUUCAUCUCAUAUGGGGCAUGGGCAGUGGUGACGGGAUGCACGGACGGGAUCGGACUGAGUUACGCCAAGGAAUUAGCCCGACACGGGAUGAAAAUCGUUUUGAUCAGCAGGAACAUGGAGAAGCUUCAAGAAGUGGCCCACGUCAUAGAAAAGGAAUUUAGCGUUGAGACCUGCAUCAUUCAAGCCGACUUCACGAAGCUGGACAUCUACGAUGGGAUGAAAGAGCAGCUGGCGGGCCUGGACAUCGGGGUCCUGGUGAACAACGUGGGGAUCCUAACGGAUUUCUCCCCCUUCUUAGACGUGCCCGAAGGAGAAAAGACGUACCAAGACUUGGUCCUUGUCAACAACCUGUCAAUGAUACGGAUGACCCACAUGGUCCUUCCUGGAAUGGUCAAGAAAAGAAAGGGGAUUCUCAUCAAUGUCUCCUCUCUUUCUGCCCUCUACCCUUUUCCUUUCCUGGCAACCUACGCAGCAGCGAAGGCGUUUGUGGACAGCUUUUCUCGGAGUCUUGCCUACGAGUACAAAGACAAAGGGAUUGAUGUCCAUCUCGUCGGCCCUGGGUUAGUGUACACGAAGAUGACAGAUAAAGUGCUGGAUGGACCUGAUUUGACAGCACCGACGCCGGAUACCUUUGUCCAAUGCGAUCUUCGUUCCAUCACUAAAAUCCAAGUUACUUCCGGCUAUUGGUUUCAUAACAUCAUGAGAGUGGAUCAGCUUCUGGGAUUACGUCGCACCCACAUUGAUGAUACAUCGGGUGGGAUGGCUUAUGACAAGGCAGAUGGCCAGGCAGAGAUCGGCAGAGAGCAGGAAAAAAUUACGCUUGGAUAUUAUCUGAAGGAUUCACUUGUUCCAGAAGCUCCUCAUCAAUUGGGCUAUCCGUUUUCAUCGCGAAGGCCUGCACGGGUUGACUUUUCCGAGUUGAAACUCGAUCGGCCCGAUUCAAAUCGUGGCCCGCACCCGACCAGGAACGCGCUUGUAUUGCAAUUUCGUCUCGGAAAUCAAGUGUUUUCGCGGAUGGUCACGUUCUCGGUGCUGGCUUGGGCGGGCGUCCAGCUCUUCCACCAGAUGAGGAGGCUCCUCGUCCACGCCUUUGCUCCGUACCCCCCUUUCGCCUCCUUUGGUGCUUGGGCAGUGAUAACGGGAUGCACGGACGGGAUCGGGCUCAGCUACGCCAAGGAGUUGGCCCGGCGAGGAAUGAAAAUCGUCUUGAUCAGCAGGAAUCCUGAGAAGCUCCAGGCAGUGGCUUUGCAAAUUGAAAAGGAAUUCAGCGUGGAGACCCUCGUGGUUCAAGCCGACUUCAAGAAGCUGGACAUUUACGAAGGUAUAAAGGAGAAGCUGGCGGGCCUGGACGUCGGGGUCCUCGUGAACAAUGUGGGGAUUACAACGGAUAUUCAGUCGUUUCUGGAUGUCCCCGAGGGAGAGAAGGCGUACCAGGACUUGGUCCUGGUCAACAACAUGUCCCUGGUCCGAAUGACCCACAUGGUCCUCCCUGGGAUGGUCGAGAAGGGAAAGGGAAUCAUCAUCAAUGUCUCCUCCCUUUCUGCUGUCUCCCCGAUUCCUCUCAUUGCAACCUACGCCGCAACAAAGGCCUUUGUUGACAGCUUUUCUCGGAGUCUUGCCUGGGAGUACAGGAGCAAAGGAAUUCAUGUCCACCUCGUCGGCCCUGGGUUCGUGUACACGAAGAAAACUGAUCAAUUGUUGGAUCGGCCGGGUUUGGCAGCACCGACUCCGGAUACCUUCGUCAGAUCCGACCUCCGCUCCAUCACUAAAAUCCAAGUUACCUCUGGUUAUUGGCUUCAUAACCUCCAGAGAGAUGCUGCCUGUUUCGUGAAUUACGUCUCGCCCGCAUUGGCAACGAGUCUGGGCUGGUGGGGCAUGAAAUUCGUCCUGGAAAAGUCCAAGCUGAGAUCGGAGAAACGCAAGAAACUAUGACGGGAUUCCCCGACGAUGCAGUCCUUUCAUUGGACGCCGCUUUUCCUAGACUUGUACACGACUGGGAUCUUGUUUGGCAGGGGUCGUCAUUCAGCGGAGGAAUAUAGUAGAAUGAAUUGUUGGAGC
This is a messenger RNA of Darwinula stevensoni, 2142 nucleotides long. Lineage: Eukaryota; Metazoa; Arthropoda; Ostracoda; Podocopida; Darwinulidae. The record is from the annotation of a GenBank genome assembly.